This is a messenger RNA of Drosophila subpulchrella, 5574 nucleotides long. RefSeq names its product focal adhesion kinase 1 (gene Fak). Gene Ontology annotation, cellular component: focal adhesion; cytoskeleton. The record is from RefSeq and is a predicted model, not a curated record. Gene Ontology annotation, molecular function: ATP binding; protein tyrosine kinase activity. The coding region runs from base 641 to 5140 and encodes 1499 amino acids. NCBI's taxonomy places the organism in Eukaryota, Metazoa, Arthropoda, Insecta, Diptera, Drosophilidae. The transcript has 17 exons. Gene Ontology annotation, biological process: protein phosphorylation; signal complex assembly.
GUCACACUGGCUACUACGGAGAAAAGAAGUAAUCAAAUCAUAUUUUUAAAAAUAACCAUUUCUGGCUGAUUAAUGCCAGUGGGCAACCACAAUUCACUAUCUUGAAUCGGCAAUGCAAGGAUGAAGUGCAAACCCCGCAAGGUUUACCCAGUAAAUCAUCUAAUAACCCUACCAACCCCUCACAUCUGGCGCAGACUGUAUGUAUAAACAGAUGCAUAUAUGGGAUGUGCAUGUGUGUGCGUGCUACCACAUACCGUAUUUCCAUAAACCGAGAGUUUGGCAAUAACGAAUAUCUCGCUUUCCCGACCAGAUUAAAGAAUUCGGCUAUAUAUGUAGCUUGCCGAUCGACGGCCCGUAACUUUGGCGUCGAAAGAGAGUGGGAGUGAGAGUGUGUGUUGCUCAGUCUCAGGGCAGUAAGGUGUGGUUCCAAAGCACCACAAAUAAUAUACAAAAAAAAAAAACAUCAACGGGGUGGUGGGAAAGUCUCUUUUCUCUUCCACCUGUGAAGAUUGGCCGGAAGGACUUUGUGGGCUGGCCAACUAGAUAUUGUGUCAUGCAAUCGAUAUCCGUAACAUAUGCUUCUGGUAUCUCAGGUUGAAGCGUUUAUCCGGAAUCGCCCACUGUGCGGUAACUGUGGACCAUGAACACCGCGGGAGCCAGCAGUCAACCGCCGCCCACCAAAAAUGAGUUAUUCCCCGAGGAGUACCUCAUCCAUGUGCAUAUGCCAAACAAGAGCUUCAAGGCUGUUCGGUUCAACGUCAAGGAGACCGUUUUCCAUGUGAUCCGGCGAACCGUCGAGGAUCUGGGCACGGAUGGACGGACACCAAGCAUCCAGCGAUAUGCCUGCCGCAUGCUGAACAUGAUCACCAAGGAGGUGAUCUGGCUGGCCAGGAGCACCUCGAUGCAGAAGGUCCUCACGCACAUCUUGACGCCCGGCUGCUCGAAUGUGGACUGCCCCAACAACCAGGCGGAGUUGAAUGAGGGUCUGCUGGAGCAGGGCCGAAGGAUCACCGACAACAGGGUGUGGCGAGUGGAGCUGAGGGUGCGAUACGUGCCGAACAAUAUCCAGGACCUCUUCGACGAAGACAAGGCCACAUGCUUCUACUACUUCAAUCAGGUGAAGGAAGACUUUAUCCAAGCCAAUGUCACUUCAAUCGACACUGAAGUGGCGGUACAACUGUGCUGUCUGGGCAUUCGACAUUACUUCAAGAACAUAACCGUGAAGGCCCCGGACAAGAAGCAGCACAUUGACUACAUUGAAAAGGAAAUCGGAUUUAAAAGUUUUCUUCCCCAAUCUGUGAUAGCCACAUCAAAGCCAAAGAAUCUUAAGAAAAUGAUCCAAGUCGGUUACAAAAAGGUGUACAAUUACAACGACAUUGAGUACUUGACGCGGUUCUUCGAUCUUUUGAAAAAUAUUUAUUUAACCAACUUUGAGCAGUUCUCGGUAACCUUGAGCUCGGCAUGGAAUAUUUCUGGAAUUCUACACGUCGGUCCUCACAUUGGAAUCUCUUACCAGACUCAUCCUCAGGCCAGCUUGACGAACGUAGCUCAGUUUAAAGAUGUCGUUUCUAUUAAAACCUGCACUUUACCAAAGGAAAAGCUGUCCAAGUCUAGCGAAAAUACCACAGAAUUAGAGCUACAAAACUUUAAUUGCAAUUGCCAGAAGAUUAAAACGCAGAUCAAAAUAUCAGCUUCCAACAAUGUGGAAGAUUUGGUUAUAACAUGCAAUGGUAUUAAUACUGCUGAGAGCAUUGCCGACCUAAUAGACGGUUACUGCAGGCUGUUAUCCAAAGACCUAGAGUUCACGAUUUGGCAGCGAGAGACGGCAGCAUCGAGUGAUGAUAGCGCUAAAGCAUUGCCCAAUGAUACAACGCUGGGGUCUAAUAAAUCUACUUCGAGUCAGGGAAAACCCAUGCUGACGGAUGACUACGCCGAGAUUGGAUUGUUGGAGGGCGAGGGCGAUUACUCAACACCGACUGUUCGGAAUUAUGAGUUGGACAGAUCACAUAUAACCCCGAGUGCUAAGAUUGGUGUCGGGCAGUUUGGGGACGUUUAUGUUGGCACAUAUACUCUCCCGAAAUUGGCCAAGGGAAAGAACUCCAUGGGAAACGGCAAAGAUAGCAAUAGUGACCAAAGAAACGCCGAUGCAAGGCCAGAUGUCAUUCAAGUGGCGAUCAAGACAUGUAAAGCGAAUGAUGAUCCCGAAAAAACCGAAAACUUUCUUGCCGAAGCUUAUAUAAUGCAGAAGUUUGAUCAUCCCCAUAUUAUUCGCUUGAUUGGCAUUUGCAGCGUAAUGCCCAUCUGGAUAGUUAUGGAACUGGCUAAACUUGGUGAACUGCGGGCAUAUUUAAAGACAAACAGCGACAGGUUAAGUCAUGGUACCCUACUGAAGUAUUGUUACCAGUUAUCGACUGCUCUAAGCUACUUGGAAUCCAAAAAAUUUGUACACCGAGAUAUAGCUGCACGUAACGUACUUGUUAGCUCACCAACAUGUGUUAAGCUGGCUGACUUUGGAUUAUCGCGAUGGGUUUCCGAUCAAUCCUACUAUCACUCAACCCCCACUGUUGCCCUCCCCAUUAAAUGGAUGUCCCCCGAGUCUAUCAACUUCAGAAGAUUCACCACAGCCAGUGAUGUAUGGAUGUUUGGUGUCUGUAUUUGGGAAAUACUCAUGCUUGGCGUAAAGCCGUUCCAAGGCGUUAAGAACAGCGAUGUAAUCUUGAAGUUGGAAAACGGUGAGCGCCUGCCGUUGCCUCCCAAUUGCCCGCCCAGACUUUAUUCACUAAUGUCUCAGUGCUGGGCCUAUGAACCCUUAAAAAGACCCAACUUUAAGCGAAUCAAGGAAACUCUGCAUGAAAUUCUUAUUGAAGACAGCAUAAAUUCGUCGGAGACUCUAAAGCGAGAGCAACGAAAAGUGGCAUCCAUGUCAUGGGUGGGCAGUGAUGACAUUGACAUUCCGCCAUCAAAGCCUUCAAGGGCUAUGCACGAUCCUGAUUCUGGCUUGAUGCCUGAAACAACGGCGCUACCUCAGACUUAUAUUAUUGCACAAAAUCCCGCGGUGCUGGCCAAGCUAAUGAUGGAGAACCAAAAACGAGGCAUAAAUCCAGCUGCUUACACCACACCAGCUUCGGUAUUUAAUACUCUAGCCGUAGGAUUAGAUGACAGCAAAUCGAAUGUAUCACUUAAGACUACUAAGCUACCGGCAGCAGAUUUGUUAAAACUUGACCCCAUCGCAGAAUCCGAGAGGCUAAAAUCACAAUAUUCCGCUAACAAUAGAGCUAGUCAAAUGGCUAACCCCUUAAACGCUUUAGCUACCCCCCUUGAAUCAUCCAAUCCCCACCACGCAGGAAUGUUUACAGGUAGUUUGCCCUCAAAGAGUAGCUUCGUCGUUUGUCCACCCCAAAAUGAGGAUCAAAUGCAGGGCGCAAACAUGUCCAACCCGUCUGUGUCAAAGGUUGCCGGCUAUAGCCUGUAUGGCAGCCUGGAGAGGCAUCAACCGGCACCAGCAAAGCCCAUGCACUCGAAGGGUGGCAGCUUGGAGCGCCACCAAUCACUGAUGUCAGCUCAAAAUCUGGUUUUCUACAAUACAAAGCCGCCAAACUGCACCAAUACGGCGGAGCGUUCGAGGAGCAUGGAGCGAAACACUUACUUCCAUGCCUAUCGCCAGCAGAUGAAAACCUCCAUUGAAUGCGAAGCUCUACCCGAGGAAAUCUACGAUUUUGGAGGUGCUGGACUCAGGACCUGUGUGUCCGCCAAGCAGCAGCCGAAAUUUAGUCCAAUGAUUAAUAUGCGGCCAAUGGAAAUUGGUCAACUACAAAACACAGAUUGCAUGGGUAUGCAAAUACAGCCAAAUAUACCAAUUGGCCCUGGAGUUAUAUCUCCACACAACUUUGACGAAAGCCUUAGAAAUCAGCGGGAAUUAGAAAGGCAGUGGAUCGUAUCGGGUCCACCGAGUAUGGCAGUCGGACCAAAUGUUUCCGAAGGAGCUGCUUGCAUGGCCACCUUGCAGGCCGAAGCUAUGGGAAAUCAGGCCAUGCACAAUGUUUUGGGCGAAAAGCUACGACAACAGCAAAAGGAUAGCAACAGCGAUAGCGAAUGGUUGAUUCAAGAAGAAUUGCUGCGGCAGAGAUCCUGCUCAAUACCUCAAGGAUCGAUAAAUGAUCACCAGGCACAAAUGUUUAGGCUUGACUUCAUGUCAGCCGGGCCUUCUAGUUUGCCAGACUGCUCGAAUUCCAGCUCUAGACCCAUGACACCGAAUGCAAAUCUCGUUUCGCUUAAGUCGAACCACUCAUCUGCGGAUCAUUUGUCUGGGCUGACAUCGGGCGAAGAGCAGAUGGCUCCGAAUUCUCGAAGUUUUGGCAGUGCAGUCACAAGUAGACCACUAAAUCGAGCAGAUGAUGAAGUCUAUUGCGCCACCACAUUGGUGGUCAAGUCAAUAAUGGUGCUAUCACAAGGUGUGGAGAAAGCGAACACCGAAGGCUAUCUGGAACUGGUUAAGAAUGUGGGCGUCAAGUUGAGAAACCUGCUCACAUCGGUUGACAAAAUAUCCGUGCUUUUUCCAGCACAGGCCCUUAAGGAAGUUCAAAUGGCACAUCAAGUACUUUCCAAAGACAUGCAUGAACUGGUUUCAGCCAUGCGAUUGGCCCAGCAAUAUAGCGACACAACUCUGGACUGCGAAUAUCGCAGGAGUAUGCUAUCGGCUGCCCAUGUACUGGCAAUGGACGCCAAAAACCUGUUUGAUGUCGUCGACUCAAUUCGGCAACGCUAUCACCACCUGUUCCCGCCACCAGCCGCAAAAGAACCCAGCAGUUCAUCAAGUAUUGAGUCAACAUCGGGCUCUAUUGUCACAGAGCCCAUUAAUGAGCUCGGUGGCUAUCUUAAGUCGAGUACUUCUGGAGAUUUGCUUCAAACCACAGGGAUAUAUGACAAUGAUUUGCAUCAUAACUUUAGCUCGCAGUUGCAAUUGCAAAAUCCAACAUCGGGCAUCGAGUUAGGCGGUGGGGGCAGCCUGCAGAGAGGGAUGAGCAUUGGUUUGGACACCACCAGGUCGACGAAUGAACCCCUUCGGAUUGUUGAGGAGACCCUGGGCAGCCCGGGUGAACAUAUGUACUGUAAUACGUCCGCCCUGCACGGUCAUGCGUAAUUCAGAAAGCGAAGAUACUUUAUGACUAACUACUGUACAUACUUAAAAUAUAUAUAUCAAAAUAUGUAUAUCGACCGAACUAUUCAGCGGAGAAUUCGCUUAUCUAAAUAGGGAAUAUACAUAGCUUUGAACAUACUUACUCACUAAAGUUUGACGAGACUCCAACUCGGCCGGCCGCAUUCUCACAUCGUCAUUUAGUCAAAAUAAUUUAAGAAACAAAGACACGUUUUUGAAUGAAGAUGGCUAGUAAUAAUAUUUAUAGAUAAUCUAUCUGAUCUAAUACCGCUAAAAAUUUAUUUCAUAAUAAUUUUGAGUGUGUUUUAAGACAUUUAUAUUGUGAUUUAUAGUUUACCAUAAUAGGCUUUACUCAAAGCAAAUUAUUUUGGUGCAAGGUUCAAUCACAAAAAAAAUAAAAGGAAUUACUAAACAAAAGG